Molecule: messenger RNA, 2230 nt
Organism: Cucurbita pepo subsp. pepo (vegetable marrow)
Lineage: Eukaryota; Viridiplantae; Streptophyta; Magnoliopsida; Cucurbitales; Cucurbitaceae
Product: ATP-citrate synthase beta chain protein 2
Biological process (GO): fatty acid biosynthetic process; acetyl-CoA biosynthetic process
Cellular component (GO): cytosol
Molecular function (GO): ATP citrate synthase activity
Source: RefSeq, a predicted model, not a curated record
UUCAACGUUCUCCCAAGCUUACCAUUGUCCACUUAUUUAUCUAAACUCCCAUUUCAUUUCCCAACUUCUACUAUACAUUUUCUGUUGAUCCACCGUCGCCAGUGAGCUUUCCGGUUCCCUUGACGCUCACCAUGGCAACCGGACAAAUAUUUUCUCGUACGACGCAAGCACUAUUCUACAACUACAAGCAACUACCCAUCCAACGGAUGCUUGACUUCGACUUCCUCUGCGGGAGGGAAACGCCGUCAGUUGCUGGAAUCAUCAAUCCUGGUUCCGAGGGAUUUCAGAAACUCUUUUUUGGUCAAGAGGAAAUUGCCAUCCCUGUGCAUUCUACAAUUGAAGCAGCUUGUGCAGCACAUCCCACAGCCGAUGUCUUUAUCAACUUUGCAUCCUUCAGAAGUGCUGCUGCAUCAUCAAUGUCUGCUUUGAAACAGCCUACCAUCAGAGUUAUAGCUAUCAUAGCUGAAGGUGUUCCAGAGUCGGACACUAAACAGUUGAUUGCAUAUGCACGGGCUAACAAUAAGGUAGUUAUAGGCCCAGCUACUGUUGGUGGUAUUCAAGCUGGAGCGUUUAAGAUCGGUGACACUGCCGGAACAAUUGACAAUAUAAUACAGUGCAAGCUGUACAGGCCGGGAUCUGUGGGCUUUGUCUCUAAAUCAGGUGGAAUGUCCAAUGAGAUGUACAAUACUAUUGCCCGUGUUACAGAUGGAAUUUAUGAAGGUAUUGCAAUUGGAGGUGAUGUGUUUCCUGGUUCCACUCUUUCUGACCAUAUUUUGCGGUUUAACAACAUCCCACAGGUUAAGAUGAUGGUUGUACUUGGUGAACUUGGUGGUCGGGAUGAGUACUCUUUAGUUGAAGCCAUGAAACAAGGAAAAGUUAACAAACCAGUGGUUGCUUGGGUUAGCGGUACUUGUGCUACACUAUUUAAAUCUGAAGUUCAAUUUGGUCAUGCUGGGGCAAAAAGUGGUGGUGAGUUGGAGUCUGCUCAAGCCAAAAAUCAGGCUCUAAGGGAUGCUGGAGCAAUUGUUCCUACGUCAUAUGAAGCCCUCGAAGAUGCAAUUAAGGAAACAUUUGGAAAAUUGGUCGAAGAGGGGAAAAUUACUCCAGUAAAGGAAGUGAAGCCUCCACAAAUUCCUGAAGAUCUUAACUCAGCAAUUAAGAGUGGAAAAGUCCGGGCCCCAACCCAUAUUAUUUCCACCAUUUCUGAUGACAGAGGUGAGGAGCCCAGCUAUGCUGGAAUUCCAAUGUCUUCCAUUGUGGAGCAAGGCUAUGGUGUUGGGGAUGUUAUUUCACUAUUAUGGUUCAAGCGCAGCCUUCCUCGGUACUGUACACAUUUUAUUGAGAUAUGUAUCAUGCUCUGUGCUGACCAUGGUCCUUGUGUAUCUGGAGCGCACAACACAAUAGUAACAGCUAGGGCUGGAAAAGACCUCGUGUCCAGCCUUGUCUCAGGUUUGCUUACUAUUGGCCCACGAUUUGGUGGUGCCAUUGAUGAUGCUGCUCGGUAUUUCAAGGAUGCAUAUGACAGAAAUCUUACACCUUAUGAAUUUGUUGAAAGCAUGAAAAAGAAAGGGAUUCGUGUGCCUGGAAUUGGCCACAGGAUCAAGAGAGGCGACAACAGGGAUAAGAGAGUGGAGCUACUGCAGCGGUUUGCACGGACUCAUUUCCCAUCUGUGAAGUACAUGGAGUAUGCUGUGGAAGUCGAAACUUACACUCUCUCAAAGGCAAACAACUUGGUUCUUAAUGUAGAUGGUGCAAUUGGAUCCCUUUUCUUGGAUCUUCUCGCUGGUAGUGGAAUGUUCAGCAAACAAGAGAUCGAUGAGAUCGUCCAGAUUGGCUAUUUGAACGGCCUGUUCGUGCUGGCUCGAUCCAUCGGUCUAAUUGGACAUACAUUUGAUCAGAAGAGAUUGAAACAGCCACUUUACCGCCACCCAUGGGAAGAUGUUCUCUACACCAAAUGAUGAAAUUACAAAUACCGAUCUAAACAAGUAUGUUUCCUUGCAAUAUUAUUUUUGGUGGAAUCUUUCUUUUCUUCUUCUUACCCUCCCCUCCUUAGAUCACUGUUUGUAAUGCAAUGCCUUAGUUUCUUUAAGUUUCAUUAAGGUUGACUAGUCCAUAAAAGGGAAAAAUUGUAGUUCAAUUUGAAAUAAAAAAAUUAUGGUGUCCAUCUGCUACUACCCUGAUGUAUAAUUAUCUCUCUAGACCAUUAAAAGUAAUGGAAUUCUGGCAUGAA